This is a messenger RNA of Ornithodoros turicata, 1231 nucleotides long. RefSeq names its product MAP3K12-binding inhibitory protein 1-like. The transcript is spliced from 9 exons. Lineage: Eukaryota; Metazoa; Arthropoda; Arachnida; Ixodida; Argasidae. The record is from RefSeq and is a predicted model, not a curated record. The coding region runs from base 240 to 1058 and encodes 272 amino acids.
CCCACGUGUAUGGAAUUAAUAAAAUAAAAUAUGACAGCAGCAGCGACGUUAUUAUUAUGUUUUCUGAAAAGCGACAAUCGUGCAUGGCAACAUAUGUAUGCCCCACAGCGCCUUGCGCCUUCAAAGAAGCAGGGAGCAGUUGACACACACGUGAAAAGGAUCCAUCGCAAGUGAUCGCAAGCGAUACAGCGGCGACGGCGGCGACACGCGACACUUCACGACACUGUUUGAAAUCUGCCAUGGCGCACGAUUGUUUUGCUGGUUUCUCAGCGCUCGCGCACGCAUUGAAAGACGCCGGUCUUCUGCAAGCAUUCAGACUUGAGUACGACAUACUGAAGCCCAUCGUUCCGCUGACAGACUGUCAAAAACUGUUUGGAGCCAUUAGUAAUCUAAUCCGAACCCUACAAGGGUACAAGGACAGUCUUGAGACUGCCCAAGGGCAAGUUACUCCGGUGGACUGCUCCAAAGUCGUUCAGAUCCAAGUUGGGAGAAGCGUGAUAAAUGAACGUAUCAAUGCGUUUAUCACACGAAAAAGGAAGGAAGUCGAUGAAUGGAAUGUUCAGGAGUUUUGUAGCUCGAAACCUGCUGAAGAGGAGUCGAGCUGUGCAAGGGUUGAUGCAGUGCUCGUGUCCAGGUCUGGCGGAAGUAGUCAUGUGAAAGUGAGUCGUGUGGUAAACCAGUGGGGGCCCAUGACAAAACUACUGCGACCAAAACCUUCAGACACUCCAUCGCAUGCCAAGAGACGAGCGGUUUCGCCACCAGUUGAGGGUAUUCACGAGAGGCUGCGCAACAUGGAGUCUCAUUUGAAGAUCAAGUCGGGAUGUUCUGUACCGCAAGACGUGUACGCCAGGAUUAAGCAGUUGGAAGACCGUAUUCUGUACCUAGAAGGAAUAUCACCAGAUUACUUCACUGGACCGUGUGCUGGGCAACAGGAAAGCAAGCGGAGCAGAGGGAUGUUGAAACAGUACGAGGAUUGGAGCAUGUCUCAGAUUGAGAGCAGGAUCCAUGCACUUCAGAACAGGCUGAGAGAGCAGAAUGAGCAAGAAGCAGGGACAUGAAGCCAAAGUCAAGCCAAAGUCAAGCCAAAUCCAGUUAUCGUGGUCUCAUGAUAUGUAAAGGGAAGGGACGCAGGGUCAAUUACGCCUAUACAUUUGAAAGCACUCCUUAAUGGAUGUUAAAACAUCGCAGGCCAGCUGGCAUUUAUUAUAUUAGGUGUAUUUGCAGUGUCUCA